AUGCUUCACAGUGCGGACUCGCCACCUAGGGGAUGGAACAAAUUGAAGGUUCCCUGCUUUCCCAGCAAGGAACCAAUGUCACGACUAUAUGCGCAGGCAGAUGCCAUUGGCAACAAGCCCUAUCGCCGCGUCUCAAAUCAGAAAAGGAACAAAAAAGGAAAAAUCAUUUCCUUGAAGAGGGGCAUUCCGAAUGGAUUUGUGCGCAACAAGUGCGCAGUGUGA
Molecule: messenger RNA, 222 nt
Organism: Chondrus crispus (carragheen)
Lineage: Eukaryota; Rhodophyta; Florideophyceae; Gigartinales; Gigartinaceae
Exons: 1
Coding region: 1-222 (73 amino acids)
Source: RefSeq, a predicted model, not a curated record